Molecule: messenger RNA, 1719 nt
Organism: Truncatella angustata
Lineage: Eukaryota; Fungi; Ascomycota; Sordariomycetes; Amphisphaeriales; Sporocadaceae
Product: peptidase family S58-domain-containing protein
Exons: 1
Coding region: 127-1335 (402 amino acids)
Molecular function (GO): aminopeptidase activity
Source: RefSeq, a predicted model, not a curated record
GGGGGUUCAGCAAGCGAAUGAUUAUGAAUAUAUAUAUUCUUCCCUAACAAGACGGACUAUGCUGUUCAAGUCGGGAAUUCUACACCAACAAAUCCUGUCUCGACAGCCACGGAAGAUCCCUUCACCAUGUCGAGCUCCACCGCCUCACAACCCGCCUCCCAGGAGCAGGAGCCGCGGCUGCGCAUCCGCGCCCUGCUCCCCAAGCUGUUCCUUGGUGACUACAGCACCGGGCCCCUGAACUCCCUCACAGAUGUCCCUGGCGUCAAGGUGCACACACAGGAGCUCUUCUCCCCAGCUGGCACAAACACGGGUGUGACCUGUAUCACCCCGCGGGACUCGUGGUUCAACAGCGCGUGCUACGCUGGCAUGUUCACCUUCAACGGGUCCGGCGAGAUGACUGGCUCGCACUGGAUCCACGAGACAGGACUGCUGCACUCUCCCAUCAUCCUAACCAACUCGUUCAGUGUAGGCGCCGCUUACGAGGGCAUUUAUCGGUAUGCAGUCGGCAAGAGCACUAGUGGGAACAUUGACUGGUUCUUGCUCCCUGUCGUCGGGGAGACAUUCGACGGUUACUUGAACGACAUUGCUUCAUUCGCCGUCAAGCCAGAACACAUUGUCCACGGCCUCCAGAACGUGAGCAGUGAGCAGGUGAAGGAAGGCAACGUCGGCGGUGGAACGGGUAUGAUCUGUCAUUAUUUCAAGGGCGGCACAGGAAGUGCGAGCAGAAUUGUCGAGGGCGUGGACACGGAGGGCAACAAGAAGGAAUAUACGGUCGGGGUUUUAGUUCAAGCCAACUAUGGCAAGAAGCCGCAUCUGAGGAUUGGAGGUGUCCCGAUCGGCCGAAUCCUUGCGGAGGAGGAAGCCGAGGCUGCCAAACAGGAUGAGCAGAGGAAAAAGGCGAUGGAGGAGCUAGACAGCGAGAAGAACCGAAAAGAUGGCAGCAUCAUUAUCGUCCUCGCCACUGAUGCGCCACUCAACCCCACACAGCUGCAGCGCAUCGCGAAGCGGGCCACAGUUGGUUUGGCUAGGGUCGGCGGCCAUGGACAUAACCCGUCCGGCGAUAUCUUUCUUGCAUUUUCGACCGGUAACGAAAUCCCUGUACAGACAGUUAGCAGCACGAGACGUGUGGUAGACCCUUUCAAGCCGAGGCCGUUGAACGUGGAGGUUAUCGAUGAUACUUCCAUCAACGGUCUAUUUGAGGCUGCUGCAGAUGCUACAGAGGAGGCAAUAUACAAUGUUCUGUGUAUGGCGGAAGAUCUAGUAGGCUACAAGGACCGGAAAAUCGGUGCCUUACCUCUGGGCAGGGUCAAGGAUAUCAUGGAGAAAUACUUAUGAGUCACUAACGGGUCGUAGCAACAAUCCUUUGCACGGCUUCACGACUGCAGGUAAUCAGUCCAGACUUUCGAUUGGGGUUCAAUUGGGGUGAUAUAUUCACAUUCCGUUUCCGGAUCUAGCUCAACAUUCUGAUGCUAUUUAUUUUAUUGCUAGCCACUCUACUCAUACAGUCUAUGCAACUUACACGACUCAUACGAUUAGUGAUAUUGCGACCGACUGUGAUUUUCCCCCCCGACCGCAGUCUGCACGAGCCUGAAGGUCUGGGCAUGCAGAGCUGACUUCACAGAAGCAGGCUUCUAGAACACGAGAAAUAAGCAGAUCAUCAUGCCUGGUGGUCUGUUACAUUGAAUAGCAGUCGUCGUCCUUUAUUUCGGCGGUUAGCGG